AAUAAUAAUAAUAAUAAUAAUAAUAAUAAUAAUAAUAAUAAUAAUAAUAAUAAUAAUAAUAAUAAUAAUAAUAAUAAUAAUAAUAAUAAUAAUAAUAAUAAUAAUAAUAAUAAUAAUAAUAAUAAUAAUAAUAAUAAUAAUAAUAAUAAUAAUAAUGAUAAUAAUAAUAAUAAUAAUGAUAAUGAUAAUAAUAAUAAUAAUAAUAAUAAUAAUAAUAAUAAUAAUAAUAAUAAUAAUAAUAAUAAUAAUAAUAAUAAUAAUGAUAAU
Molecule: messenger RNA, 267 nt
Organism: Microplitis demolitor
Lineage: Eukaryota; Metazoa; Arthropoda; Insecta; Hymenoptera; Braconidae
Product: GATA zinc finger domain-containing protein 15-like
Exons: 1
Source: RefSeq, a predicted model, not a curated record